ACUUGCCAGAAGUUCAAUUGACAUGAUUAAAUACUUAAAGCUGACAAAGCGGAAUCACAUCCUAAACCGUACACGGUCGAAUGUUCUGGCAGUCUCAUUAUAUGUGAUUUUACUGGUUACCGUACUUAAACCGGACAGUUCUGAAAUUUGUGUGCAUUAUUCCUAUGCUGAACAAACUGCUUGCUCUCCGAAAACAGUUGAAACUUUGCAUCCACAUCUGUUUUGUUAUUACUGUUAAGAGACGGUUGAUUACCACCCGAGGUGAUAGCUUUGAUGGUGAUACCCCUUAAACUGAUACUUAGACCUGUUGAGUUUCUUGUGCCUAAUAAUUGUUUGGGCAGUCACUCGUCAUAUAAUUCAUGAGUUUUAAGGGUAGGGAAGCUAAUGACAUUGCUUUUGGAUGAUUCCUAAUAAGAGUUUAUCGGCUGUCAUGAUGGCCAAUAAGUUGAUUCCGCUAUGUUAGAAGGCAAUAUAUUGUGUCCUCAGUCACAAGUUACCUAUGUCGCGUAAGGACAAGACCAUUCUUUUGUCACUGCAGGAAUUAAUUCUAGAUCAUGGUGGCAGUGAUUGUCUGAACUUGGGGGAGUCAACUUGUUGACACCAAUUUUACUAUGGUUAUUGAGUUUUUGUGCCAUCGAAUCAAAUGUGGAUGUGAAUGCAAGAAUCUUGGUUGGACAAAUGCAUAUUUAUGCCCUUACUCUUUACAUUUUUUCCUUGUGAAACCAUAAACUCUUUUGAGGCUCCAAAUGGGUUUCUGAACUUGCAAAAUCGCUACAUUUAAAUACCUUUUAAGCAUCUACACGCGUUCUUUGAGCACUUGAGAAGCAAAAAUCGAUCGUCAGAGUCAAACAACUAGACGAAACAGCAGAGAACGGCACCGACACCAACACUUGCUUCAAACCCCUUCCUAUUCUUGAAUCACCGAUAAAUCAGAGAACGACACUGCCGCCACCAUCAACUCCUUUCUAUCAAAUUGAAAAGGAUAAUAAAAACUCAAAAGAAAGAAGGAGAAAAAAUAGAAUGGCGUAGGUUUCAUCCAAAAUAAGGGAGUUUGUAGGGUCAAAGGCAUAGCGCCGUAGAGUCGGCGACGACGAGAUAGAGUCCUAAACCAUCUAAGAAUCAGGCAGAAGAGGAAUCUUGGCGAAGCCACAAAAGCGAUGGCUGAAGGAAGGAUGGAGACUGAUUUUCUUGGAGUUGGGAUGUAGGGGAGAGAAAGACGACGAUGUGGGUUUCUUCAUGGCUUUGGCACGUGUUGCAUCUAUUGUGGCGGCAGAGGAAAAGCUAUUGAGGUGGAGCUUAGAGACGAGGUUGACGGCGACGUGAUAUUGUUCUCUGCUUCGUCAAUGAUGCAAGAAUACGGAGGGGUUUGAAGAAGUGGUAGUGUUGUUCUCUAUUGCUUCGUCAGCUGAUUUUUGCUUCUCAAGCGCUCAAAGAACACAAGUGUUGUAGGUGCUUAAAAUGUGUUUAAAUGUAGUUAUUUUACAAGUUUAGGGGCACAUUUAGAACCUCAAAAAAUUUAAAGUUUCACAAGAAAAAAAUGUAAGAAUUUAAGGAUAUAAAUAUGCAUUCCUCCGAUCUGGUUGGUUGGCGGAUCCAUUUGGUGAGCUAAAGAGAAAAACUGUGUUUCAACGAAGAAUCAAGAGAAAGCUGGCUUGAGUGGUAAGGAAUCAAGGAUUGGUUUGGUUUAAUGGAGAGUAGUUGGAGACUAAAAGGCCACAUCCUCAUCCUUUUCUGAGGUGAAAAAUAAUAGUAGUUGUAUUUGUAUACAACUUUACCUAGUUUAUGUCUGAUUAGGAGAUUGUUUAUAAUUCAAACUCAUGACAUUUUAGAGUUCUUUUUAAUUAUAAAAGAAAAAAAGAACAACUUCACUGUUGCUAUUAAAACUUACCCUCAAAAGAAUGUCUAAAUUGUCGAAGAAAAUAUGAUAUAGAUAAAAAAAAAUGACUGGUUUCAUGGGAUUUAUAAUUAAAGUAAUAUAAUUUAUCAAUAUCUACCUUUGAAGACACAAACUGGGAGUGACCUACAUGUUAACAAAAAGAAUUAACUUAAUAUGAAAAAGAAAGAAAUGCAGAGAGAAAACAUCUUUCUUGGGUCAAUAAAUAUUGCAGGAGAGCACAAGCUGUAGGUGCAGGAGGGCGUGGAAGGCAAAAACUAUGGAGUAUUGAGUUAAUGCACUUUAAAUGAGCAAAGAUUUCACCAAACUGGAUGAAAAGGAGACUCCAUGGAAUGUAACUUUUAACCAACACAUCCCGUGAAAAGUUCUUCAUCAGCUUCUCUCUCUCUCUCUCUCUCUCAACAAAUGUUCUCGUGAAGAAGAGCCCUUCUGAACUUCACGAGAUUCAUCUUUGUCUCUGAGAGCUCAGCAAUGCCUCCACAGCCCAGUUUUGAAUUCCCUUCAACACCUUCAAGUAGCCUGGCAUCGGUUGAGGGAAGCAUGCAUCAAGCACCAUUCUUCCGGCUGGCACCUCCAUGGACCCCAAAACCCAACUCUUCUUUUCCACUCUUCUACUCUUCUUCCUUUCUACCCUGCAGCUGCAAGCUCAAGAUCUCCAAACUUAUAUAGUGCAACUCCACCCACAUGGAUUCACCACCACUUCUUAUCCCUCUAAGCAUCACUGGCAUCUCUCCCUCAUUGAACCAUUUCUUUCUUCCCAAGCAGACCCCUCUUCUCGCCUUCUAUACUCUUAUCGCUCUGCCAUGGAAGGUUUUGCAGCUCGUCUGUUGAAACACGAGCUCAAGUCCUUGCAACAGUGUCCUGAUGUCAUAGCUGUAAGGCCAGACAGGAGGCUUCAGAUACACACCACUUAUUCUUACAAGUUCUUGGGACUGAGCCCCACAACCCAAGGUGCCUGGUUUAAGUCUGGAUUUGGUCGAGGGGCCAUAGUUGGGGUGCUGGAUACUGGAGUUUGGCCUGAGAGCCCGAGCUUUGAUGAUCAUGGGAUGCCCCCGGUUCCCAAGAAGUGGAGAGGGAUUUGCCAAGAAGGGCAAAACUUCAAUUCUUCACAUUGUAACAGGAAGAUCAUUGGCGCCAGGUUCUUCAGCAAAGGUCACAGUGUGGCUUCAGCAUCACCAUCAGCAGACACUGUGGUUGAAUAUGUGUCUCCAAGGGAUUCCCAUGGACACGGUACUCACACAUCAUCCACUGCCGCUGGGGUUGCAGUGCCAAUGGCAAGUGUGCUCGGUAAUGGAGCCGGUGUGGCACAAGGGAUGGCCCCCCGUGCACACGUGGCAAUAUACAAAGUUUGUUGGUACACUGGCUGUUACAGCUCCGAUAUAUUGGCUGCAAUGGACGCUGCAAUUAGAGAUGGAGUGGACAUUUUGUCCCUCUCUCUCGGGGGUUUUCCAUUACCACUCUACGAGGACAGCAUUGCCAUUGGGAGUUUUCGAGCAAUGGAGCAUGGAAUAACAGUCGUAUGUGCUGCUGGAAACAAUGGUCCAAUCCAGAACUCAGUGGCCAACGAGGCUCCUUGGAUUGCUACCAUCGGUGCUAGCACAAUCAAUAGGAGAUUUCCAGCCAUCAUUCGUUUGGGUAACGGGAAAAUCCUAUAUGGGGAAUCCAUGUACCCAGGAAAGGGAAGACCAAGUGCUGAGAGAGAGCUUGAGUUGAUCUACUUAAGUGGUGAAGGGAGGGGAAGUGCAUUUUGCCUCAGGGGGUCUCUUCCAAGAGCCAAAGUCCAGGGCAAAAUGGUGGUCUGUGAACGCGGCUCAAACGGAAGAGCGGAGAAAGGUCAGGUCGUCAAAGAAGCAGGUGGUGCUGCAAUGAUAUUGGCAAAUACAAAGAUAAAUUUGGAGGAAGACUCUGUUGAUGCCCAUGUCCUUCCAGCAACAUUGAUUGGCUUCAAUCAAUCAAUGGAGUUAAAGAGUUAUAUAAACUCUGCGGGGAGACCCACGGCUAGAGUUAUAUUUGGAGGGACUGUCAUUGGGAAAUCCACAGCACCAGCAGUGGCUCAGUUUUCAUCAAGGGGACCAAGUUUCACCAACCCUUCAAUCCUCAAACCGGAUAUGAUUGCUCCGGGGGUCAACAUCAUUGCCGCUUGGCCUCAGAACUUGGGCCCGAGCGGUCUUCCUGAAGAUUCUAGAAGAGUCAACUUCACUGUCAUGUCAGGGACUUCCAUGGCUUGCCCCCAUGUCAGUGGAAUUGCUGCCCUGAUCCACUCAACCCAUCCGAAAUGGACACCGGCAGCGGUUAAAUCUGCAAUAAUGACUACAGCAGAAACCACUGAUCUCUCAGGGAGGCCAAUAAUGGAUGGAGACAAACCUGCAGGAGUUUUCGCCAUUGGAGUUGGACAUGUAAACCCAGAGAGAGCAAUCAGUCCAGGAUUGAUAUAUGAUAUCAGGCCAGAUGAGUACAUUACUCAUCUUUGCACUGUCGGAUAUACAAGAUCAGAAAUUUUCACCAUUACUCACAGAAAUGUAAGUUGCGGUGAGAUUUUGACGAAGAACGGGGGUUUUAGCCUCAAUUAUCCCUCCAUAUCAGUGGUUUUCAGGCGAGGGAUGACAGGCAAGAUGAUUAGAAGGCGAUUGACAAAUGUGGGAAGGCCUAAUUCCAUCUACUCGGUGGAAGUUGCAGCACCUGAAGGAGUCAAGGUAAGAGUUAAACCCGAAAGACUUUUGUUCAAACACAUAACCCAGAGCUUGAGCUACACAGUUUCACUUAUUUCAAGGAAGAGCAUAGGAAUGAAUAACACAAGCUUUGCCCAAGGACAUUUGACAUGGGUGCACUCUCACCAUGGCCAUUACAGGGUUAGGAGCCCAAUUUCAGUGACAUGGCCAUCUAAGUUACAUGGACAAUAGUAAUCGUGGUAGCAACAAUAGCUAACAGCUUAGGCUUAUGAUUUCCUAUGCUUUUUGACUAAUGAAGUCAUGAGGAUUAAUUAGCAUUUGACUGAGGAGGAAAUCUUUGCACAAUUUGCUUAACAAAAUCCCUUCAUGAUUCCAAAAAAAAAAUUAUUCUUCAUAUAGUUGUACGUUGUCAGCUACCUAAUAGCUGUUUGUUCAAGUAAAAAGAGUCCACCGACGCAGCUGAUUUCAAACAAGUUUAGAGCUCUAGUAUCACUAUCAGCCUUUUUGUUCACUAUCAGCCUUUUUGUUCACUAUCAGCUACCUAAUAGAUAUGUUGCACUAAUAGUUUAGGGCAAGUCUUGGUAGCAACAAUAUGGUUGCUCCUUUGUGACUGAAGAGUCACAAGUUUGAGUUGUGGAAACAGGCUUUUUCCAAAGCAAGGGUAAGGUUGUGUACAACAGACAAACCUCCCCCAAACCCGACAAUGUGUGGAAUCACGUGCACUGGGCUUAGAAUAUCCAUAGAUACAAAGCCAAAGCGGUAUACCAAUCUUCUGAAGCACUAGCAUUUUACUUCAAACAAAUUUCAAUUUAAUUCAGUCAAGUUACAUAUGUUGACCAUCUCAGUUUUCCUUUCUUCCCCCCCCAACAAAACACCUUCCAUAUAUACUAUAAGUGAAAAUAUAUUAAAGACAGGCUGCUGUAACCCAGUAUAUCACCAUAAAGACAACUAAUUCACUGAGGGAAAAUACAGUAUGCAUCAAGCUACAAUGACAAGUUGCUUCAAAAUUGGCAUUUUCACUCAAUCAAAUAAUAGGAAGGUUAAUAUGGUGUCAGCUGAAAGUGAAUGGAAGGGAGUAAAAGGAUAGUUGCCUCAUCAUUUUUUGAUGAAAGAUAA
Molecule: messenger RNA, 5679 nt
Organism: Diospyros lotus (date-plum)
Lineage: Eukaryota; Viridiplantae; Streptophyta; Magnoliopsida; Ericales; Ebenaceae
Product: subtilisin-like protease SBT1.2
Exons: 1
Coding region: 2470-4794 (774 amino acids)
Biological process (GO): proteolysis
Molecular function (GO): serine-type endopeptidase activity
Source: RefSeq, a predicted model, not a curated record